GAGCCAUCAGCGGAGCGCGCUCCGGUAAAGAGCGCAGAGACGGAGCGAGCCCGACUCCUUCAGACCCGCUUUGACGUCGCCAUAGAGACCGAGCUGACCAAUCGAGACGAGCGUCGGGGAAAGUCACGUGGGCCGAGUGCGUAGCCGAUUGGAGGGCGGCGGCGUCAAAAAAAGAAAAGGCGAAGUUUCGGGGAAGUUUUAUAGGUGGGAGCGGCGCGAGGCCGAGGGGGAGUGGAGCGGAGGGGCCACGGAGCAGCAGCGGAGAGGAGCGGCGUGUGUUUCGGAGUUUUAUGGCCCCUUUACCGUCCACCAUGAGCUCCGUGCAAGGACCACUUCUCCAGGACGGCGGGGAGGAGACGCAGGCCAGCGACAGAAACGCGGCGAGGGGAUGUAAGAGCAAGGCGCUGAGCCUGCCUUUCAGCGUGGAGGCGCUCAUAUCAGACAGGGGCACCUCCAGGACUUCAUAUCCCGCAGCUGAGCCCGGCGGGACAACCCCUGCGCCCGGGGCCGAGGAGCGCCUGCGACUCUCCCCCUCAACUCUGUACGCGGAGAGGAAAGAGGCGCUGGAGAGCGGGACAAACCCAGGAAAAAGAGGAGGCGCUGAGGAGCGCGAGGAGAAGACACGAGGAGGCUGGUUUCAGAGCCCUCCGUACACUUCCCCGCCAAGACACUCCAGUCCGUCUCCUUGCGCACUCAGGAAGCACAAGAACAACCGCAAGCCGCGGACUCCGUUCACCACGGCCCAACUGCUGGCGCUCGAGCGCAAGUUCCGUCAGAAGCAGUACUUGUCCAUCGCGGAGCGCGCGGAGUUCUCCAGUUCGCUCAACCUCACUGAAACGCAGGUCAAGAUCUGGUUCCAGAACCGAAGGGCCAAGGCUAAGAGACUGCAGGAGGCCGAGCUGGAGAAGCUCAAGCUGGCGGCCAAGCCCGUGCUGCCGGCGCUCGCGCUCCCCUUCCCGCUGGCGGCGGGAGCGCACCCGGGCUCUCCGGGCCUGUACGGCCACGCGGCCGCCUUCCCGCGGCCCGCACUGCCCCUGCCCGGACUGUUCGGUGGACCUGUGACCUACGGGAUGUACUAUCUGUCCUAACUGAGCGCAUCACUACGAGACUGCUGUGCUGAAUGUGUGUUUCCUGUCCAAAAAAUGGACGAACUCUCCUAAAGUUACACAGGCCUAUAACAAAACGGCGCGAGGCUAUAAUGCAGUGCAGAAACGCGCUUUCAGGACUCGGUGCACUGCUGAUCCCUUUAAAAACCACCCAACCUGUUGCUUAUAUAACGCAACAAGAACAGAGCCUGAUUUCAACGGUCACAUGUGCUGGUGGUAAUAAUACAAUAAGCCCCAUCUCUAAAUGUCCGCGGACAAACGCGUGCAGGAACUGACCGUGUCAGAGGAAGAGGGUCCGUUUUAAUCGGGCAGUUUAGUAAACUGCAGCCCCGCAUUUACACCAUACAAAAUUAAGUGGAAAAAACAAAUAAUGACAAGCUGAUCAGAAAGAGCCUGGCUCUAAAAACAGGUGUGUUAAAAAACAACACGGUGUCCCUGACUAGACACACCAGCGCGUUCAGUCGCGUUUCGAGUUAUUUUCAACACACAAUAUGUUGAAAUAUUUCUGCGCCCACUUUCGGGUAACACGCUUUUAACACAGAACGAGUCAAAUCAGAAAACACUGACAACAAACGGGUGAAACAAGACAGCGUGUUGUUCUUUAACACAUCCAUGACCCUCAGCUCGCGCUCAUCCGCGCUGUUGUUCUUAUGACCACACUGAGAACCGUCACACACACACACUCUUCUGUGUAAACCUGCAGGAAACAAGUGAUGAGAAAUCUAAAUCCUGAGCCUUGUCUUUUUUUCAUUGGACACUCUUAAGGCUUGGUUGGAUUUAAGUCACCCCAGCCUGAUGCUUUCACUGGGUUUGGUUUAGCCUGGGCGUCUUUAGGCUCCAUGUACCGCGCUUUAGUACGAUAGACUGUAAAAUAACCUCUAGAUUUUUUUAUUAUUGUAAAUAAGCGUAUAUAUUAGCAUCCAGCUAUUUUCAACCACCUUUAAAAUUACGAAUAGAAUUGCUGAUAUUUAUACAUUGUGUUUACAUUUAUCUUCUGUAAAUUAUUGUAUAUACUUGUACAUAAAAAUUAGAAAAAAUAAUCUUUUGUAUUGAAAAAUAAAUUUGGAACAAGUGAACUGUGUGUCGUUUUUCUGCAGGUUAUUUUUAGACGCAUCAGGAUGGACUGUGUUCUUAAACACGGUUAAAAAGAGAAGUGUUAAAAAACAACACAUUCUGCCUCUAAGGAGACGGAUUUUGAGUUACUUUUGACACAAUGUGUUGAAGUAUUUCUAAACCCACUUACAGAAAACACUGCGUUAUUUCUAAUACAGAAUUUGUAAAAUCAGAAAAAAAAUAUAAGACAAAAAGUGUUAAAACGGGUGAACCAAGUAAGUGUGUUAUUAUUUAAGGCAUCACUUAUAGAUUGGAGGGUUAAUCUCUGACCUGGUCUUUUGAAUCAUUUGAAUCAUUUAAACUACAUUCGUUUGUAUUACACUGCACUGCACUGUUAAUCAGCGUAAAUCUAACCCAUCACAAUCCUACAACAGUUCUACUGACUUCUGAGCUGAAAAGCAAAAUUCAUGUAGGUUUAGGAUUUUAAAUAAAUUAAGUUCUGCUCAAAAUGUAAACUUAUUCACACCAACUUUGUUAGUAUUCAUUAGAUCUUGAAAUAUGACUGUUCAGAAUAAACUCAAUUUGGAUGAAAUUUACAUCAUGUUUAAAUCAUUUGAACCUGCUCUGAAA
This is a messenger RNA of Pygocentrus nattereri (red-bellied piranha), 2789 nucleotides long. RefSeq names its product muscle segment homeobox 3 (gene msx3). Gene Ontology annotation, cellular component: nucleus. Gene Ontology annotation, molecular function: DNA-binding transcription factor activity, RNA polymerase II-specific; RNA polymerase II transcription regulatory region sequence-specific DNA binding. The record is from RefSeq and is a predicted model, not a curated record. The transcript has 2 exons. The coding region runs from base 291 to 1088 and encodes 265 amino acids. NCBI's taxonomy places the organism in Eukaryota, Metazoa, Chordata, Actinopteri, Characiformes, Serrasalmidae. Gene Ontology annotation, biological process: embryonic morphogenesis; regulation of transcription by RNA polymerase II.